CACAUGGUUAUGAGCUUUCGGGUCUCGGAGCUGCAAGUGCUUCUGGGCUUCGCCGGGCGCAACAAGAGCGGGCGCAAGCACGAGCUGCUCACCAAGGCGCUGCAGCUGCUGAAGUCGGGCUGCAGCUCCGCCGUCCAGAUCAAAAUCAAGGAGUUGUACCGGAGGCGUUUCCCCCGCAAGAUCCUCACCCCUUCGGACUUAUCCAUGCUCCACCUCCAGGCCGGGCAGCUGCCCUCGGCCACGGCCUUGACCCAGGGCGCCAUGUGCCACCUGCCUUACGACAACGGAGCGGUGGCCUCCGGCAUGCCAGCCGGCAUGCUGCCUCCCGUGCCGAUGCUGGGCUCCAAGCACGAGGCCGACGUGCCUCACCUGUCGCCCCCCGUCCACCCUGUCCAUCCGGACGUGAAGAUGCGGCGCCUGCCGUUCUACGACGUGUACGACGAACUCAUCAAGCCCACCACCCUGGCUUCGGUGAACAGCCAGAGAUUUGAGGAAGCUCAUUUCACCUUUGCUCUCACUCCUCAGCAGGUGCAACAGAUUCUCACUUCGAGAGAUAUCUUACCUGGUGCCAAAUGUGAUUACACUGUACAGGUACAACUGAGGUUUUGUUUAUGUGAAACCAGCUGCCCCCAAGAAGAUUACUUCCCUCCCAAUUUGUUUGUUAAGAUCAAUGGGAAGCUGUGUCCUUUGCCCGGUUAUCUGCCUCCCACCAAAAACGGCGCAGAACCCAAGCGACCGAGUCGACCGAUCAACAUCACGCCCUUGGUGCGCCUUUCGGCCACGGUCCCCAACACCAUUGUGGUCAACUGGUCGUCGGAAUUUGGCAGGAAUUACUCCCUGUCCGUUUACCUGGUGAAGCAGCUGACCUCGGUGACCUUGCUGCAGAAACUGAGAGCCAAGGGCAUCCGGAACCCCGACCACUCCCGAGCCCUGAUCAAAGAGAAGCUGACAGCCGAUCCUGACAGCGAGAUCGCCACCACGAGUUUACGAGUGUCGCUCAUGUGUCCGCUGGGCAAGAUGCGGCUGAUCGUUCCCUGUCGUGCCUUUACCUGCACCCACCUCCAGUGCUUCGACGCGGCCCUGUACCUGCAGAUGAACGAGAAGAAGCCCACCUGGACGUGUCCUGUCUGUGACAAGAAGGCUCCCUACGAGGGAUUGAUCAUUGACGGGCUGUUCAUGGAGAUCCUCAACUCUGUUACGGACUGCGAUGAGAUCCAGUUCAUGGAAGACGGUUCCUGGUGCCCCAUGAAGCCCAAGAAGGAGAACCAGGAAGUUUGCCAGCCGUCCGCUUACAAUGGACUGGAAGCCUCCCUGUACACAGUAAGUUCAGAGGGAAAGCCACUGGCCGAAAACAAGAAGAAGGUGGAGGUGAUUGACUUGACCCUGGACAGCUCUUCGGACGACGAGGAACUCCUGGCCAAGAAAGUGUGUUCUGUCGCCAUUGCAGCCAUCCCGCCAGCAGCCGGACCAAAAUGGGUUUUGAACGCAGACCACCAGACCUCCUCGGUGCUGCGGAGCCCCUCAAUGGCUGCGAUGGGCAGUGAAUUCCUCUCCAGCCUCCCCCUGUCAGAGUACCACCCUUCUUACCCGGUCCCUUCAGACAUUCAAGGUCUGGAUUUGUUUUCCUUUCUUCAAAGUGAAAAUCAGCACUACGGGCCCUCCGUGAUCACCUCCUCGGACGAACAGGAGUCCCUGAGCCAUUUUUUCCAGUAUCGGGGGCCCUCCCCGCAUUUCAUGAGCCCCCUGUCUCCGAUUGUGGUGGGAUCCCACAAUGGGGUCGGCUCCCCCACCGGCAGCCGCAUGAACAGCGUGGUCUCUUCACCCACGGCCAGCUUGCGGGAGAGCCACGGGGCCAUGGGGAGCAGCCCGGCUCUGCCAGGGUGUCGGCCGGACAUCAUCUCUCUGGACUAA
Protobothrops mucrosquamatus (brown spotted pit viper) is the source of this 1911-nucleotide messenger RNA. RefSeq names its product protein inhibitor of activated STAT 3 (gene PIAS3). The transcript is spliced from 13 exons. The record is from RefSeq and is a predicted model, not a curated record. The coding region runs from base 4 to 1911 and encodes 635 amino acids. Lineage: Eukaryota; Metazoa; Chordata; Lepidosauria; Squamata; Viperidae. Gene Ontology annotation, biological process: protein sumoylation; regulation of transcription by RNA polymerase II. Gene Ontology annotation, molecular function: zinc ion binding; transcription coregulator activity; SUMO ligase activity.